Messenger RNA from Helianthus annuus (common sunflower), 956 nucleotides. Its product is annotated as ethylene-responsive transcription factor ERF013. The coding region runs from base 96 to 875 and encodes 259 amino acids. The record is from RefSeq and is a predicted model, not a curated record. Gene Ontology annotation, biological process: regulation of DNA-templated transcription. The transcript has a single exon. Gene Ontology annotation, molecular function: DNA binding; DNA-binding transcription factor activity. Lineage: Eukaryota; Viridiplantae; Streptophyta; Magnoliopsida; Asterales; Asteraceae.
CUUUGCAUCAAUCACACAAAUCAAAUUGUCAAUAAACUCUUCCAAAAAGAGUUGAAGGAUCACAAACUGUGUUACUUGUUAGUGUUUACAUUAAAAUGGUGAUCAAAAAAGAACUCAAGAUUCAAACAGAUUCAUUGAAAACAUCAUCAUCUUCUAUGAUCAACAAGAAGAAAUACAAAGGAGUUAGAAUGAGGACUUGGGGCUCAUGGGUUUCCGAGAUCCGAGCACCGAAUCAAAAAACACGAAUAUGGCUAGGAUCUUACUCGACCGCGGAAGCAGCAGCCCGAGCCUAUGAUGCUGCCCUACUUUGCCUAAAGGGUCCAACCGCGAAUCUCAACUUUUCAUGUGUCGAAUAUGAUCAUGACUAUUCCACAACCGUCAUGUCACCAAAAUCUAUUCAAAAGAUUGCAGCGGCCGCAGCUGCUAACACUGCCACCACUGCAUCAUCAUUAGUAUCACCAUCACCAUUAGUAUCAGCAUCAGUAUCAGCAUCAGCAUCAGCAUCACCAUCAGCAUCAGCAUCACCACCAUCAUCACCAUCACCAUCACUAUCACCAUCACCAUCAGUAUCAGUAUCAGCAUCAGCAUCAGCAUCACCACUAUCACCUUCGGAUUCAUCUUUAUCGUUUUCCACAAUGACACCGCCACUCACCAAUGUGGCCGAAGACGAAGAAACAUUGUUUUUGACAAAUGAUCCACUAGAUGGCACAUUGAUGUCAUUGGUUGCACCAUGGUACAACUUUGAUUCGCCAAGCUAUAGAGAUGUAACGUUUGAUAAGUCGUUUUUCGAGUUUGAUCAUUCUUUUUCGUCGAUCGCUGAAGAUGUUUAUGAAGAAGAAGAUGGUGACAUCUAUCUUUGGAGCUUCGGAAGAUAAAAAUUUUAUUUUUAUUCUUUAUGAUUCUUUUAUUGAUUGAUCUUCAAAUUGAAGAAACAUUUACUGACAUUAUUAUUAUUA